GGUUAGUAUAGAACAUUUCACAGACUGUACAGAGAGUACUCGACCUACCUCAUCUUUUCUACCACGAGGUAGAAAUUUAAAGUGGCACAAAUUAUCUCCUUUUCAGACGCAUUUAUUAGCGUUUUCCUUUUUUUUUUCUCUUAGUGUUGUUUGAAUGCUACGAACUAGCUUAAUAAGGCGGCGUGGAAGUGGUGCUUUUCGAUGCACCCCGCGGUAUCUGCUGUGGUGGGGAUACAAAGAACGUGAUUUGCACCGUUUGGCGCGGCAGCGUCCAUGGUGGGAAACAGCAGCAAUUUUGUUUGGGCUGCUCGUUUUCGUGAAUGUGUCGAGCGCAACCUUCUAUUUCCUCAACCGUUGGUAUCAAACAUGGCGUCCCUCGGGCAACGAACUACGGAUUAAAGAAGCAAUUGAUCAAAAAUUGUUUUCGCGGCCUGAUUUGGCUGUUAUUGCGGUGCGCAUGAUGCUGCAUCAUGCACUCAGCAACGCGCAAACACCCUUCGGCUGCCCAAUUGUGGCACCGGAGGAAUACAAGCUGGAAGCAGAAGAAAUUGUCGAUUUUAUCUGGGAACUCAACAAAGAGCAACCGAAUUACACGUUUCCCGACCUUUGGGCGAUGUUCACCGCCAAAGCUAUGGCACGAUUAGGUGGACCGAAUGUUAUCCCGUAUCGCGGACGUGAAGAUCCACCGGACUUCAUGACGAAGAAAACGUUGCUUGCGUUUCCUCCCGCGUUGAUCAAUGAGAAUGAUAGAGACGUCUUAAACAUGAAACGAGUUUUGUCACGCCAAGGAUUUUCACUGGAGCAACUAGUUGCCUUAAUUGGUUGCGAUCGUUGUAUUGGUUUUCACGACGCUGCACAGUUCCACACGCAGCAAGAGGUGAAGCCUAAGAUGCGACGGCGACCCGGAACUGUCGGCCCGAGCGACGAUGAGUUUCAUUUACCGAAUACGAUUCAGAAGACAACGAUGGAUCCGUACGUUUUUGGUGGGGAAUACUUUGAUCUUCUCUUAGACUACAACUGGCGUCAACCAGGUAAGUUCAGGAAACGCAAAGACGCCGAGUAUCGUUGCAGCGCGAAUGACCGCUCUCGCGAUGUGACGCUGCUGGAUCCCUUUUCUGAGAAAACGCUUGAAUCUAAACGCCGGUGGAUGGCAACUGCCGAUAAAGCGCGAGAAUCAGCUGAGCAAGCAAAGAUGCGCAAUAUCGACGUGGUAGACGGCAAGCAGAGCGCGGAGGGCGGUGGCCGCUUCAAUCGUAGCGGCGAGGCCCAGUUUAUCCCUGGGGCAACCCAAGACAGCUGGAAAGAUGACGGCAACGAUGUGAAAAAGGAAGCGGACCCGUCUGGCGAUCCAGAUUACGAAAUUGAGCACAUUGGGGUUUCUGUUGACCCAUGUGAACAUGUGUCGAUGCGGGGGAUGGACGUGAUGCUCUUGGACGACAGCCUGACGAAAGGCUGGUUGUAUCAGUUUGGUGACAACGAGUUGGAGUUUUACGCCGCUGUUUCUGAAGUCAUUUUGGACAUUCAGAAAAGAGGCCACAACGCUAACAAGCUUGCGAUGUGGAAGUGA
This is a messenger RNA of Leptomonas pyrrhocoris, 1567 nucleotides long. RefSeq lists its product as hypothetical. The record is from RefSeq and is a predicted model, not a curated record. Lineage: Eukaryota; Euglenozoa; Kinetoplastea; Trypanosomatida; Trypanosomatidae. The coding region runs from base 155 to 1567 and encodes 470 amino acids. Gene Ontology annotation, biological process: hydrogen peroxide catabolic process; cellular response to oxidative stress; response to reactive oxygen species. The transcript has a single exon. Gene Ontology annotation, molecular function: heme binding; peroxidase activity.